GCGCAGGCGCUCAUUUCCGCUCGAGGGAAGGAAGAGGAAGAGGGCAGGCUGGUGAUUGGAGGGGUCGGGUUUUCUUUUUUCUUCACCACGCCGGUCAGGUCGAUCGCCGGACGAUCGGUCGGCAGGUGAAGAAAGGAAGGGACGUAGCAGGGGAAGGAUUGGGAAGAGAGGAUUUCCAUUUCGCAUGACCGACCGUCGGCGUUGAGUCUCGUAUUAGAAAAAGAAGGAAUAGAGGAAAAAAAAAGAGAGGGGAAACGAAAGAAGGAAAGGGGAAAGCCGAUCUGUAAACCGCGUUUUGAAAGUUUCCCUUUUCCCUCUUGUUCUGCUCGAUUCCUUUUCCCUUUUGCAAAUUUUUUUGUACAUUCUUUUAUACAAAUAUAUAUUAUAUAUAUAUAUUUUUCGGGAUUUCUAGGGUUUUUCCUUUUGGGCGGGGAGGAAUGGCCCCUAAGCCAGGGUGGUUGGGAGUCUGGGCCUUCGUUUAUUUGUUAUUUUUCUUUUGGGGUGAGGGGUGGUUGGUUUGUUGGUGUGAGGAAGGGAGAAGGGAGAAUUCGGAUGCCAUUUUCUUCGGAACGGGGGUGAUCGCAUCGAGCUGCCGGAAAUGGCUGGUGCAGUCCACAUCAAUGUCGGAUCUCUUGUGUGGCUGGAGGACCCUGAAGUUGCUUGGAUAGAUGGGGAAGUGGUUGCAGUUGAUGGGCAAAAUGCAACGAUUAGUUGUAGCUCUGGGAAGACGGUUGUUGCCAAUGUGGCCAAUCUUUAUCCUCAAGAUACUGAAGCAUCACCAUGUGGUGUGGACGACAUGACAAAGUUGGCUUAUUUGCAUGAGCCAGGUGUUCUUCAGAACUUGAGAUCUAGAUAUGACAUGAAUGAAAUUUACACAUAUACUGGCAACAUAUUAAUCGCUGUCAACCCGUUUAGACGACUACCCCAUCUAUAUGACAGCCACAUGAUGGAACAAUAUAAAGGCGCAACCUUUGGUGAACUAAGUCCUCAUCCUUUUGCUGUUGCAGAUGCUGCAUAUAGGCUGAUGACCCAUGAGGGGAAAAGCCAGUCUAUUCUUGUGAGUGGUGAAAGUGGUGCAGGGAAGACAGAAAGCACAAAGAUGCUUAUGCGUUACCUUGCGUAUAUGGGUGGUACAUCUGCUGCAGAGGGUAGGACUGUGGAGCAGCAAGUGCUGGAGUCAAAUCCUGUUCUUGAAGCAUUUGGCAAUGCUAAGACUGUUAGGAAUAACAAUUCCAGUCGUUUUGGGAAGUUUGUUGAAAUUCAGUUUGACCAAAGGGGAAGAAUAUCUGGUGCUGCAGUCCGAACAUACUUGCUAGAAAGAUCCCGUGUUUGUCAAAUAUCUGAUCCCGAGAGAAAUUACCAUUGCUUCUAUAUGCUUUGUGCUGCACCACCUGAGGAUGUUGAGAAGUAUAAAGUGGCAAACCCAAGGACAUUCCAUUACCUCAAUCAGUCUAACUGUAUUGAGUUGGAUAGCAUGAACGAUGCCGAGGAGUAUCUGGCAACCAGAAGAGCCAUGGAAGUAGUGGGAAUUAGUCCUAUUGAGCAGGAUGCAAUUUUUCGAGUGGUGGCCUCUAUACUCCAUCUGGGCAAUAUUGAGUUUACUAAAGGGAACGAAUCUGACUCUUCUAUGCCUAAAGAUGAAAAGUCCUUGUUCCAUCUCAGGACAGCAGCUGAGCUUCUCAUGUGCGAUGUGAAGGCCCUUGAAGAUUCUCUAUGCAAACGUGUCAUUGUGACCCGUGAUGAGACUAUUACGAAAUCUCUUGACCCAAAUGCUGCAGCUCUCACACGUGAUGCAUUGGCAAAAGUUGUCUACUCACGUUUAUUUGAUUGGAUUGUGAAUAAGAUAAACUGUUCAAUAGGCCAGGAUCCAAAUUCAAAGUGCCUAAUUGGUGUGCUGGAUAUUUAUGGUUUCGAGAGCUUCAAAACAAACAGCUUUGAACAGUUUUGCAUUAAUUUGACAAAUGAGAAAUUACAGCAACAUUUCAAUCAGCAUGUGUUUAAGAUGGAGCAGGAGGAAUAUACGAAGGAAGAAAUCAAUUGGAGUUACAUUGAGUUCAUUGAUAAUCAAGAUGUGUUGGAUCUCAUUGAAAAGAAGCCUGGUGGUAUCAUUGCACUUCUAGAUGAAGCAUGCAUGUUUCCAAGAUCGACACAUGAAACUUUUGCCCAGAAGCUGUAUCAAACAUUUAAAAACCAUAAACGCUUCAGCAAGCCUAAACUGUCGCGUACAGAUUUUACUAUCUGCCAUUAUGCUGGUGAUGUUACAUAUCAGACAGAGUUAUUCCUAGACAAGAACAAAGAUUAUGUUGUUGCAGAACACCAAGCACUUCUGUGUGCUUCAAAAUGUUCCUUCGUUUCAGGCCUUUUCCCCCCUUCACCUGAAGAAUCUUCCAAAUCAUCAAAGUUUUCUUCAAUAGGUUCUCGGUUUAAGCAACAAUUGCAGUCAUUGCUUGAGACUCUUAGCUCUACUGAGCCACAUUACAUCCGUUGUAUUAAACCUAAUAACGUCCUUAAGCCAUCAAUCUUUGAGAACACUAAUGUCCUCCAACAACUUCGUUGCGGAGGAGUCUUGGAGGCCAUUAGAAUAAGCUGUGCUGGAUAUCCGACGAGAAGAACAUUUGAUGAAUUUGUUGAUCGCUUUGGCCUCCUCUCACCCGAUGUUUUGGAUGGAAGCUGUGAUGAGGUCACAGCAUCCAAGCGAUUGCUGGAUAAGGUGGGACUUCAGGGUUACCAGAUUGGGAAAACAAAAGUAUUCUUGAGGGCUGGCCAGAUGGCAGAACUAGAUGCGCGUAGGACAGAAGUCUUAGGUAGAGCAGCAGCUGUUAUCCAAAGAAAAGUUCGAUCAUAUAUGGCUCGUAGGAGUUUCAUUGCAUUGCGUCGUUCCACAAUAAAUAUGCAGGCUUUGUGGAGAGGAAGGACUGCUCGUAAACUGUAUGAGAGUAUGCGUAGAGAAGCCGCUGCCAUUAAAAUCCAGAAACAUGUCCGGAGGCACAUUGCAGUCAAUGCCUACAAGAAAAUGUUAUCUGCAGCUAUGGCUCUCCAGGCUGGAUUACGUGGCAUGGCUUCUCGUAAUGAGCUACGGUUCAGACGACAAACAAGAGCUGCAAUUAUCAUCCAGGCUCAAUGCCGUAAGUAUCUGGCUUCAUUGCAUUAUAGGAGGUUGAAGAAAGCUGCAAUCUCUACACAGUGUGCGUAUAGGGUAAGGAUGGCAAAGAAAGAACUACGGAAGCUCAAACUGGCUGCAAGAGAAACUGGUGCACUUCAAGCUGCUAAAAACAAAUUGGAAAAGCAGGUUGAAGAACUCACAUGGAGAUUGCAGCUGGAGAAACGGAUGCGAGCUGAUGUGGAGGAAGCCAAGGCACAGGAAACAGCUAAAUUGCAAGCUGCAUUGCAAGAUUUGCAAUUACAAGUCAAGGAAUCUAAAGCAUUGUUGUUAAAGGAACGUGAGGCUGCCAAAAAGCUGUCUGAGCAAGCUCCAGUAAUAAAAGAGGUCCCUGUUGUUGAUUCAGCUGUUGUGGAGAAACUUACUUCUGAAAAUGAAAAGCUCAAGGCCGUGGUGAAUUCUCUAGAAAAGAAGGUCGAUGAAGCUGAGAGAAAAUAUGAAGAAACACACAAACUUAGUGAGGAAAGGAAAAAAAUGGCUGAGGAAGCAGAAUCCAAGAUAAUUCAGUUGAAGUUUACUGUACAAAGGCUGGAAGAGAAACUCUCUACCAUGGAAUCUGAGGAUCAAAUUCUUCGGCAGCAGAGUUUGUUAAAUUCACCUGUCAAACGUAUGUCAGAGCAUUUGGCUAUUCCAGCAGCUCCUAAGAUUUUGGAGAAUGGACAUCAUGAGACUGAAAGCGUUAACGCUAAGAAUGAACUGCAGAGCACACCCCCUACUAAUAAAAUGCUUACGGAGUCGGAGAGCAAGUUAAGAAGAUCACAGCUUGAUAAGCAGCAUGAAAAUGUGGAUGCCUUAAUCAAAUGUGUGCAGCAAAAUAUUGGCUUUAGUCAUGGAAAGCCUGUUGCAGCAUUCAGUAUAUAUAAAUGUCUUCUCUACUGGAAAUCGUUUGAAGCUGAGAGAACAAGUGUUUUUGAUCGUCUUAUUCAGAUGUUUGGUGAAGCAAUUGAGAAUGAGGAAAGCAAUGAGUCUUUGGCCUAUUGGCUGUCAAACACAUCCACACUACUGUUCUUGCUACAAAAGAGCUUAAAACCAGCUGGUUCUGCUGGAGCUACGCCUCAGCGCAAGAAACCUCCUCCUGCAGUUUCAUUAUUUGGGAGGAUGACUCAGGGCUUCCGCUCUUCACCUUCCUCUGCAAACCUUUCAGUCUCACUGGAUGUUGUCCGUCAAGUUGAGGCCAAAUAUCCUGCUUUGCUUUUUAAGCAGCAGCUGACUGCUUAUGUGGAAAAGAUAUAUGGAAUUAUUCGGGACAAUCUGAAGAAGGAUUUGACUUCAUUGCUUUCACUAUGCAUCCAGGCACCUAGAACAUCAAGAGGGAGCAUGAUGAGAGCAUCCGGACGGUCUUUUGGUCAUAACACCCCUAGCAGUCACUGGCAGAGUAUUAUUGAUAGCUUAAAUGGACUUCUUAAAAUAUUUCAGGAGAACUUUGUGCCUCCAGUUCUCAUUCAGAAGACCUUUACGCAGAUAUUUUCCUUUAUCAAUGUACAGCUUUUCAACAGUCUUCUUUUGCGUCGUGAGUGUUGUUCGUUUGGCAAUGGAGAAUAUGUAAAAGCUGGUUUAGCUGAGCUGGAGCUCUGGUGUUGCCAGGCAAAAGAAGAGUACGCAGGAGCAUCGUGGGAUGAACUGAAGCACAUAAGACAGGCCGUGGGAUUCUUGGUCAUACAUCAGAAACCAAAGACAUCCUUUGAUGAAAUCACGCACGAUCUUUGCCCCGUCUUGAGUGUACAGCAGCUUUAUCGGAUCUGCACAUUAUACUGGGAUGACAAAUAUGGCACCUCUAGCGUAUCUCCAAGUGUUAUUUCUAGCAUGAGAGUCUUGAUGACGGAAGACUCCACCAACCCUGCGAGCAACGCCUUUCUGUUAGAUGAUAACUCCAGUAUUCCCUUCUCGGUGGAUGAUAUAUCAAACUCUCUUAACGAGAAAGACUUCUCAGAUGUCAAGCCUGCAGAAGAGCUUCUUGAGAACCCAGCCUUCCACUUUUUACAGGAUUGAUGCUGCCAGAUCUUGAAGCUUUCGUUACUUUCAGCGAUGUGUUAUUUGCUGUAGAAAUCACUGUUAGGAUGGCCCGUUUCCCAAAUUUCCUUCAUUUAAAUUCUUCUCAUGCUGUAAAAUUAUUCUUUGUAUCUAAGAUCAGUCCUUGAUGUAGAAUGUCGGGAGGGGACAGAUCUUUCCAGGAUGUAGGUAUUUUCCGCAGUUUUUAGCAUUCUUUGUAGGUAGAGGAAGUCAUAAUCAUCAUAGUUUUGGUGGUUGGAGCCAUUGAAGUCCUCCCCAUUUGAUUGUAAAGAAAUGGUCUUUUUUUUCAUUUUUGUAAAGGAUAAUUAUAUAUUUAUAGGAGAGUAUUUUGAUUUUUUGCUUUUUA
Nymphaea colorata (pocket water lily) is the source of this 5516-nucleotide messenger RNA. Its product is annotated as myosin-6-like. Gene Ontology annotation, molecular function: actin filament binding; microfilament motor activity; ATP binding. The transcript is spliced from 39 exons. Gene Ontology annotation, cellular component: actin cytoskeleton; cytoplasm; vesicle. NCBI's taxonomy places the organism in Eukaryota, Viridiplantae, Streptophyta, Magnoliopsida, Nymphaeales, Nymphaeaceae. The record is from RefSeq and is a predicted model, not a curated record. The coding region runs from base 599 to 5149 and encodes 1516 amino acids. Gene Ontology annotation, biological process: actin filament organization; vesicle transport along actin filament.